This is a messenger RNA of Pseudophryne corroboree (corroboree frog), 1595 nucleotides long. RefSeq lists its product as uncharacterized. NCBI's taxonomy places the organism in Eukaryota, Metazoa, Chordata, Amphibia, Anura, Myobatrachidae. The transcript has 2 exons. The record is from RefSeq and is a predicted model, not a curated record. Bases 77 to 910 code for a protein of 277 amino acids.
GGGCAGACAAGGAGAGACGGAGGGAAGAUCUUGCUGGACCAAGGAGUGGCUGCUUAAGCGGCCUACUCACUCCUACAUGCCCCUCCUGGAUGAGAUCAGGGACAACAACCCGGAUGACUACCGCAACUUCCUGCGCAUGACUGAUGACACCUUCCAGGAGUUGCUGCGUCUGGUGAUCCCCCUCAUACAGAAGCGGGAUACCAAAUGGCGGGUUCCUAUCCCUGCUGAUGAGAGGCUCGUGGCUACCCUGCGGUUCCUUGCAACUGGACAGUUAUUAGAGGACCUGAAGUAUGGGACCCGUAUCUCUGCGCAGGCUUUGGGACACAUCAUACCUGAAACCUGCAAGGCUAUCAUCAAAGUGCUUCAGUAUAAGUACUGCAAUUUCCCUACAAGCGUGGCAGAAUGGCAAGCUAUUGUAGAGGACUUUGAGAGGCGCUGGAAUUACCCAAACUGUGGUGGUGCAAUAGACGGGAAACAGGUGCGCAUCACCAAACCCACCAACAGCGGGUCAGACUACUACAAUUACAAGGGCUACUUUAGCAUUGUUCUCAUGGCGGUGGUCAAUGCAAACUAUGAGUUUAUUUUCCUGGAUGUUGAGAAAAAUGGUCGUUGCUCGGAUGGUGGAUCUUUGAAAAAUACGCGCUUCUAUGAUAGGCUUACGACCAACUCCAAUCAUCUGCCGCCUGUGGAGCAAACAAAGCAUGGCCUGGGAUUUGUGUUCGUGGCAGAUGAGGCCUUCGCACUGCUCGAACACAUUAUGAAGCCCUACCCGCAAAGAGUUCUGAACCACGAUAGGCGCAUUUUCAACUACCGCCUUUCUAGGGCCCGCAGGGUUGUUGAGAAUGCAUUUGGCAUUCUCAGCAACCAGUUCCGGAUCUUCCACAAACCCAUUAACAUGAGGCUGGACUAAAUUGACUGUGUAGUAACAGCAUGUUGUAUACUACACAACAUGCUCCGUCGCAAGGCCACGAGGCAAAUGCCUUUGCUCCCAGCCGGACCGAAAGAUCCCAACCAGCCUGUGGUGACAGCGCCAAUUUCCUCCUUGGUACCACCUGCAGCAACUAUACGCGGCACUGCAAGGGCAAAAGAGGUCAGGGAAAAAUAUAAUGCCUUCUUCAAUGGGGAGGGAGUUGUGGCAUGGCAGGAGGAAUGUAUUAGGUAAAACAAUUUAAAAGGCAACUUACCCCUUUGGUCUCCUCCACGUCCAGAAUUCCCUCCUCGGACUCGGCCAUCACCACCAUGGACUCCUUAGCAGACUUUUUCUCCAGGAGGAAGUUGAGAUCUUUAAAGUACCACAGCUGCGGCACAUACACCUUCUCUGCACCGGCCCCUGACCUCUUGGACUCCUCCACCUUGUGAUUUUCUUUCACAAAUACUGUUUGAAGAUUGUCGAUCUUCUUUCGGACCCAGGCCACCGAGGCAGCAGAGAAGGUGGGCUUGGAGUACUCCACCAUGUGCGUAUAAGCAGCCUCCCUCUUCUGCUUGUUGCUGUAGUCCGGUGAGGAUGUCAGCCACAGACACUGCUCCUCGCGGUACAGGCUGAUGAAGCCGGAAAGAAAAUCGCGGUUCUCAUAGGACAUCUGCAGAAUGUAAAA